Molecule: messenger RNA, 3747 nt
Organism: Aspergillus ochraceoroseus IBT 24754
Lineage: Eukaryota; Fungi; Ascomycota; Eurotiomycetes; Eurotiales; Aspergillaceae
Product: putative histone acetyltransferase
Exons: 4
Coding region: 468-3677 (1069 amino acids)
Biological process (GO): regulation of DNA-templated transcription
Molecular function (GO): histone acetyltransferase activity
Source: RefSeq, a predicted model, not a curated record
UCUUGAUACUGGAAGAAAACUCUUUGGACGAGUGUUCUGCUGUGGAUUCACGCGUCUACCUUUGGUCUAUCUGACGUGGUUGGUCUGCCUCUCUGGCAGGUAUGGUUCCCGUUUCUUCUUAACACGCGUUGCCUACCAUUGUCCGAACGUCUGGUUCCCCCAGCUCCUUGACCUGACUAUUAUUUGUUUUGGCUGCGCUCCACGCAGACUUAGGAACUCGUGUGUUACUUUGCGACAGGCUCGUUGACGGUGUUUUUAAUACUGGAUCCUCCGUGUCCAACUUCACUCGUUUUAUCAUCUUCCCGAUGCCCGUUCCAUGCGCCACCCGAUGAUUGACCACUGUAGCGGGGAGCGAGAACAACCUCAACUAUUGCACCGCCAUUCUCGUUACAACCGAAUUCACCGGACAUAAAUCAUUAUCAGAUAGGCGGUUGCUGUUCAACCUGGCGACUGCUGUGACAUACACCAUGCCGGCAACCGUGCCACCGGCCCCCAGCGAUUCUGAGCUGAAAACCGCAUCGGAGAACAUUGUGGAUAGUGAUCAGGAUGCAGAGGGGGAAGAGACUGAUCUGUAUCACAUGGACCAGCAACUUCAGGACGCCGUCCACCGCGCCUACUCGGGUGAAGUUGCCGCUGAGACCGCGGGAGCCGAUUUCGACGAAGACAUGGACGCAGAAGGAGAGCUGGAUCCUGACGUAAACCCUAACGGUGAAAUUGAUGAAGCCGAACCCGUUGGCGCUGUUAAGAUCCCAAAGACAGCUCCUUCAGCGAAUAACGAAAAUGCGGAUGCAAACGAGGACCUCGCCUUUGAGGAACAGAGUGACAGUGAGCAGGAAGGGUCUAGCGCUUCAUCCAGCACUCAGGAGUCGGAUGAGGAGUGGGAAGCAGAGAGUAACGGUCGUGAGGAUAGGGAGGUCGAUAAUAUCGUUCGCGGAAAUUGCAUAUUCUGCAAUCAAGAUGAAGAUCAUGAUCCGAGUGAGGAGUUUGAGGAAUAUCUGAGCUGUGCCGUUUGUGGCGAUCACUCUCAUGGACAAUGCGCCCGCGAACAGAAUGCGCUAAAUAAUGUAGAUGAUACUGGUCCUUGGAGAUGUCCGACAUGUCGGCGCGAGAAAUUAGAGCCCAGUUCCAAGGAAGACGCUCCACCGCGGCGGAAAAGUGGUCCGAAGAAUAUGCGUAAAGAGCUUUUGCCAGCUCACAGCGGUGGGGAAGGCUCAAACUUCCAUUCUAUUUUCAACACUGUGACCAACGACGAUGACUUGCUAAAUAGCUCCCGAUCACUCCGGAAGAGGAAAACUCUAUCAGCCGACCUGGAAGAGAACACCCCUUUCCUUCGGAAGCGCUCGAGGCAGAGUCCACCGCGUUUCGAACGGUCUGAUUCCCGCGACCAACUACAGGAGGGUGCAGAUGGGCUGUCCCCCGUUCGGACUCGUUCGCGACGCGUCCGUAAGAAUGAGCUUGAAAGCUGUCGCGUAGUGUCGAGGCAGUUUGGGAAACUCAUCGUCGCGUUCCGAUUGAAUGAGACAAAACUGUCUAGACUCCUUAACUCGCGCAGUCGGUCCCUGGGUAGAAAUAAAAAGAUUUCUAAACCACCGACGGCCGCGCACGAAGCCCAAACCCAUUUUGCACCCAUCACACCGGCUUCUUACAUCUCCCCUCUCCAUUCCUUGAGCGAUCGCGAACUGGACGAGUCAAAGUCCAAGCCGUAUGGUGGAAUUCUGUCCGAAGUGGAUGCAGAUACAUCUAAAACCCUGCCGAUGCAGCUUGAUCGCGAACGAUUUGAAAGUGCUCGGCAAAGGGCUGAAGAAGCCUGGCAGCGACGCCUCUUGGAGGCCGAGCCCAGUGGGGACGCGGUGCCACAUGCGUCGCAGAAAGUCUCGGGUCCACCAUCCCGGAUCAAGUAUAUCAACUUUGGCGGUUAUGAAAUCGAAACAUGGUACGCAGCUCCUUAUCCAGAAGAGUAUAGUCGGAACCGCGUGCUCUACAUUUGCGAAUUUUGCCUGAAAUACAUGAACUCGGAUUAUGUCGCGUGGCGUCAUAAAUUGAAAUGUCCCGCAAAGCACCCACCUGGCGACGAGAUCUAUCGCGAAGGCUCCAUUUCGAUUUUCGAGGUCGAUGGACGGAAAAAUCCGGUCUAUUGCCAGAACCUAUGUUUGCUUGCCAAGUUGUUCUUGGGCUCCAAGACGCUCUACUAUGAUGUUGAGCCGUUUUUAUUCUAUGUCAUGACCGAGUUUGACGACCUAGGAUGCCACUUUGUCGGCUACUUUAGCAAAGAAAAGCGCCCCAGUUCUGCAAACAAUGUUUCAUGCAUCCUGACUCUCCCCAUUCACCAACGCAAGGGUUAUGGCAACCUUCUCAUCGACUUUUCUUACCUACUCACCCGCAUUGAAGGCAAAACAGGCUCUCCAGAGAAACCACUUUCCGAUAUGGGUCUGGUUUCUUAUCGCAAUUACUGGCGCCUCAUCUUGUCAUACCGUCUUCGAAAUCAAAAGACCCCAGUUAGCAUCGCAGAGCUCUCGGAGCGAACAGGCAUGACAGCAGAUGACAUUGUGUCAGGGUUGGAGGCCCUGCGUGCCUUGGUCAGGGACCCGGUGACAAGGAUCUAUGCCCUGCGUCUUGACUAUAAUUACUUCGAAGAGUGCAUUCAGAGCUGGGAAAGUAAAGGAUAUGUCACUCUAAAUCCGGACGCGCUUGUUUGGACCCCGUACACCAUGGGCCGGAAUAACCAAUCGCAAUUUGACCGGGCUCCGCUACACGCUGUUGCUCCGCGCGAGGGCCUCGAGGAUGAAGAAGCAGACGAAGAGGCGGAACUGGCGACUGAGGGUGCUUCCUUAGAUGUCUUCAAGGGAAAUGGCACUCCACUCACCAACGGCACAGGCCAUGCCGCUAGAGGACUCCAACCUGAACCUGCAGGACCUCCCUCUACGGCUCUCCUGUCUAACGCUAACGGCCUCCGUCACCACGACACAACACCUGCUGAAUUGACCUCGGCGGAACCGGAUCCAGCCAAAGGGGUCCCUGCCUGGCGAUUCGAGGUAUAUCCUCCCGUUCAAGCACCAGUUUUCAAGAGGCGUCCCGGACGUCCCUUCGGAAGCAAGUCAUCAUAUAAUAAAGUCUCUGUCACUCCUACAACUGCUCGGACGAGUGGCCGCAGCACGCCCAGAAGACCGUCUUCCCUGACCGCUGUGACACCGAUGCCGAACGGAUCUAGCGUGAGGAGGGGUCGAAGUGCCAAAGUAAUCGACUCUCCUUCGGUUGAGUCGACGAGCGUGACAACCAAUGGACUUGAGCUUGACCAGCGUGAUAAUCUGGAAGAAACUGGCGCUAACGGCGCAAAGGAGAACGAAGCGCAACCUGAUGCGCCGUCAGAGCUAGAGUUAUUACCGGUUACCGAUCCCGUUGUUGACCCUGCGGCACCCAUAAUUAACGGGACUCAUGAUCCGCAAACUCUAGUGGCAGCGGAAGGCGCCGUGACCCCGUCUCCCAAAGGGAAGGACGUUGACGGCCGAACCAAGCUUACACGUUCCGUAGGACGGAAGUCCGUGGUGGAGAAGAUCGAAAUGCUUAUACCUGCCGAAGAUGAGGGCGUGGCGAUGAACGAGAGCGGCGUGGAUGAGAACCAUGUGGACAUGCACGGAAGCGACAUCGACGCAGAGGGCGAUAUCGACAUGGAGGUAUAAAAAAAAAAAAAAAGAAAAACAAAGAUCUGUGGACGGGAUAUGAUGACGAAAAUCAUGAUAAAGCGCCGAU